Porites lobata is the source of this 324-nucleotide messenger RNA. The record is from the annotation of a GenBank genome assembly. Lineage: Eukaryota; Metazoa; Cnidaria; Anthozoa; Scleractinia; Poritidae.
CCCCGGUCCCCUUCACCACCCCGAGGCCGAGGCCGAGGCCGAGGGCGAGGCCGAGGUCGGGGACGCGGCGGGGUGCCUCCCGGAGGGGGUGGCGGGGGCGACGACGAUGGAGGCCCGCCUGGGGGUGGUGGCGGUGGCGGAGGCGGUGGCGGGGGCCGUCGUGGCCGUGGGCGUGGCCGUGGCACUCCCCCUCGACGACGAGCGCGUAUGAAUCAAGACGAAUUGCGACGACAGAUGGACCUGUUGGCCGAAGAUGCCCGUCAACGGUCCGUGGGGCGCCGCAUUGCCGGCAUCACGCAUACCAAUACCGUCACCACGGUCUAC